This is a messenger RNA of Eimeria acervulina, 741 nucleotides long. RefSeq names its product calmodulin, putative. Gene Ontology annotation, cellular component: myosin II complex. Gene Ontology annotation, molecular function: calcium ion binding. The transcript has a single exon. Bases 1 to 741 code for a protein of 246 amino acids. The record is from RefSeq and is a predicted model, not a curated record. NCBI's taxonomy places the organism in Eukaryota, Apicomplexa, Conoidasida, Eucoccidiorida, Eimeriidae.
AUGCUUCCAUUUUCACAGGGCCCUCUGAGAUUCAAUCCAUCUAGCGAACGAGGAAGGCGUCGGAAUGCGCGUCCUGAACGCUAUGACGCAUCUGUGCGGGCACCUCUGUCUACGAUAUUUUUCUCAAAGCCCUCAAAGGCUAAGAAGUGCUUUUCGGUCGAUACCGCCUCCACAACACCACUGACGACUGCUCCUGUAGGAAUAAAGCAUAAAGCAGCACCUCCUCCUGGAUUGCAGGAAGAAGCAUUGGAAUGUUUUCGUCUGUACGACAGGGACGGAGACGGGCUAGUCCCUGUGACGGAGGUUGCCUCGAUGCUCCGAAGUUUGGGUUUUGUCGUGCGCGUUGAGCAGAUCAAGGCUUUUGAGGCUGAAAUGCGUUGUCAAAAGACCACCAGUGUGAACUUCGAGACCUUUUCCUCGAUUGUCAGCAAGGGGCUUCCCAGAACAGUAGAUCCCGCGGAUGUUCUCGAUGCAUUCCACCUGCUGGACCGGGAGAAGAAGGGGAGUGUCAACGUUGAAGAGCUGCGCCACCUAAUGACAACAGUCGGCGACCCCCUGUCAGAGGCGGAUUGGCAGACGUUACUGAAUAGAACUUUGAUAACGCGCGAAAGCGUAACACCUGCGUCUUUGAAGAGCGGGACCUUUCUAAGGUUAAUCUGCGGACCGCCUGACGGCGAGGGCCAGUGGGCCACUGAUUCCGCUCUGGCGCCCCAGACUGCGUACAAAGGACCUUUGCUUUAA